Hydra vulgaris (swiftwater hydra) is the source of this 1227-nucleotide messenger RNA. RefSeq lists its product as uncharacterized. The record is from RefSeq and is a predicted model, not a curated record. Gene Ontology annotation, molecular function: protein binding. Gene Ontology annotation, biological process: signal transduction. Lineage: Eukaryota; Metazoa; Cnidaria; Hydrozoa; Anthoathecata; Hydridae.
UAAUUAUUGACACAAUUAUUGACAUGGAAGUGAAAUAUUUUGUAACAGUUGGUAUGGGACUAGUUAUUGGUCUUGUUAGCUUUUUUUAUUAUUCAUAUUUUGAAAAAGAGACAACAGAACAAAAAGAUUCUUCUAAAAGUAUUGAAUCAGAAGCAGAGAUGUAUUCGGUUGAAGAAGAGCAUCAAGAAAUGCAGCAUUUUUUAGCCAAUAGAAAAAAAGUUGAAGAUAAUUUUUGUUAUGUAAAUUAUCCUGUUCAAGACAAUCAAGAAUUAGAAGUGGAGUCUGAAGAAGUUAUAAGGUCUCAGGAGGCAAGUUUAUUAAAAGAGCAACAAUUAAAUGAUUUUAAAAAGGAUUUAGAGAUCCAGCAUCAUUUAGCUGAUGAAAAUGGUGGUAAAAUAUUCUGUAAUGAGAGUUUGAAUAAAGGAAGUUGCUCAGUUAUUCCAUGUAUUAACGAGUUAUUAUUUGAUGAAAAAUGGAAAAGUGUAAUCAAUGAACUAUCAAUGAAUGAUAAAGAACGUUUUUAUAAGAAGCUAAGUUCACCUAUAAAAUGCUUUUGUAAAGGGUUUUCCAGUUUAAGUAAGAAUUUGGAUCAAGGUGAACGAUUGUAUGAUAUUGUGAAUUAUUUUCAAUUACCCGAAAACGACCGUAUAAUGGUUCUACUUGCCAAUUACGGUGGUGGAAAUCCCGCAAUGUCAGUAUUUGAAGACUUGAAACAUAGUAAACCAUAUUUAGCAGUCAAAGAUUUGUGCAAUUGCUUGGAAACUCUUGGUUUGAAUCACGCACUAGAGUUUUUAGAAAGUUUAAAAUUAUCUGACGAAGUAAAAGUUUCCAAUAUUAAUAAAUCAGAUUUAACCAAUUUUAGCUAUAAACUUAUCAGUUUUAACGCUAAUGUAAAACCCUGGAAAGAUGUUGCUCAUGAGUUGUGUAAUUCUAAAGAAGAUGUCAACAGAAUCGUGAAGACUAUGAUGCAUCCAAAUCAAUAUAGUCCCACAGAAAUGUUGAUCGAAAUUUUAUCAAUGCGAACAUCUGCAACAAUACAAGAUUUUCUUAUGGCAUUAAAGAGUUGCAACAAUUAUGAUGCUUACGAGUUAAUGUGUCAAAAUAUUAUUUUGGAAAUACAGAAUUUGAAAAGUUAAUCAUGUUCAAGCCCAGAAAUUGAAAUCUGAAAAAAAUUGAAAAAAUUCGCAAACGAAUGAAAGAGAAUCAAAAUUAAAACAUUUUUUAUUA